Diabrotica balteata is the source of this 1699-nucleotide messenger RNA. Lineage: Eukaryota; Metazoa; Arthropoda; Insecta; Coleoptera; Chrysomelidae. The record is from the annotation of a GenBank genome assembly.
AUUCAAAGUAGGUCACACAAGUAUUUCUUUUAUUUGUACUCGAACCAGUGUCUAGAAAUGAUGUUUAGAGCAGUUGCAGCAACAUUUUUGCUACUGUGUUAUAUUCAAGAUGCAGAAGUAGCCUUCUCAUCGUUCUAUCCAAAACUGAAGCCAAAAAACAUCAAAAGGGAUGUACGUGUUACAGAAGAUCCGCUGAUUUUAACGCCGUACAUAGAGAAGAAUCAAAUAGAACAAGCUCAAUCAUUGGCUGAAGUUCCGUCUGAUAUUUUCCAGAACGUAAAGUCUUAUUCUGGAUUUUUUACCGUCGAUAAAGAGUUCAACUCAAACAUGUUCUUUUGGUUUUUCCCAGCGGAAACCAACUACAAGGAAGCGCCUGUUUUAGUGUGGUUGCAAGGAGGUCCCGGCGCUUCUUCCCUGUAUGCCAUAUUUCAAGAAAACGGGCCAUUCCAGUACAACAAUUCUCCAAAUCUGGGAUUCAAUCCUUAUUCUUGGCACAAGACACAUUCAGUAAUCUACAUAGACAAUCCAGUGCAAACAGGGUACAGUUUUACUAACAAUGGCUUCGCACAAAACGAAACCAAAGUCGGUGAAGAUCUCUAUGAAGCUAUACGACAGUUUUUCCUGCUAUUUCCAGAUCUUCAAAAAAACGACUUCUUCAUUACGGGUGAGUCUUACGCCGGAAAAUAUGUUCCAGCAGCGUCAUAUGUCAUUUACACGAAGAAUAAAGAGGCAGAGUUGAAAAUUAACUUGAAAGGAAUGGCUAUUGGGAACGGUUUGUGCGAUCCUGAACAUCAAUUGGUUUAUUCUGACUAUCUAUAUCAGAUAGGGUUGGCAGAUAGUAAUGAGAAGGAAGAAAUACAUACUUUGGAAAAAGAAAUCAUACAAUCUAUUCAUAAAAAGGACUUCCAAAAAGCUUUUGAACAAUUUGACGACCUUCUAAAUGGGGACCUAAACGGAGGAAACACUUUGUUUAAAAAUAUAACCGGAUUCAGUUCUUAUUAUAAUUACUUACAUGACAAGGGUUCAGGCGGGUCAAACUUAACUGACUUCUUGGAAAGUGAGCAAGUUCGAAGAGCCAUUCACGUAGGCAACCUUAAAUACAACGAUGGAGUAGAAGUCGAGGAAAAUCUAGUCCUGGACUUGAUGCAGUCCAUAACCCCGUGGAUUUCGGAACUGCUCAGCAACAUCAGAGUUCUCUUUUACAACGGACAGCUUGAUAUAAUAGUAGCCUAUCCCCUUACUGAGAACUUUUUAAAACACUUGCAUUUCAGUGCUGCCCACGAAUACAAAACUGCACGAAGGCAGAAAUGGUAUGUGGGUGAUGAUUUAGCCGGAUACAUUAAGCAUGCUGGAAAUCUGACAGAGGUUUUAGUUAGAAACGCUGGGCAUUUAGUUCCUGGAGAUCAGCCGAAGGCCGCACUGGAUCUAAUUACACGCUUUACACAGAAUCAACUAGAAUAAGAAAUAUAUGGACUUUCUUAUACAACAUGACCAAGAGUAAGAAGUUGAAUGUGUUCAAAAUAUGCUAUUGACAAUAUUGUUUUAAAGACUAGUAAUAUAAGAAGCAAAAAGAGUCACUUUAUUUUAUAUAUAAAUUGUACUGACAUUUUGCAAAAUUGUUACUUUGUAAUCAGCAAAGAAGUUUACUAUUAGUUAUAAGUUAUCUUCAUACUUUUAUUCUUUUUUUACUUAUAAAUAA